Penicillium olsonii is the source of this 630-nucleotide messenger RNA. The record is from the annotation of a GenBank genome assembly. NCBI's taxonomy places the organism in Eukaryota, Fungi, Ascomycota, Eurotiomycetes, Eurotiales, Aspergillaceae.
AUGAAGUUCUCCACCACUCUUGUUGCCCUUGUCGCUGCUGGUCUGGCCCAGGCCCAGCUGCCUGAUGUCCCUGAGUGCUCGCUGUCAUGCUUCGUCAGUGCCCUCAGUAGCGAUGGCUGCUCCGAGCUCCUCGACUUCAAGUGCCACUGCCAGAAGACCGAGCUGGUCAGCAGCAUCACUCCUUGCGUGAAGAAGGCCUGUGAGGUCCCUGACCAGAUCUCCGUCUCCAACGCUGUCGUUGCUCAGUGCUCCUCUGCUGGUCACCCCAUCUCCGUGCCUCCCGUUGAGACCACCGGCGCUUCUAGCGCUACCUCCACCGGGGCCGGCUCCUCGAGUUCCGCUCCCGCCGAGACCAGUGCUACCGCCACUGCCACCCCCACUGCCACUGCCAGCGAGAGCUCCAGCGCGGCUGAGUCCUCUGCUGCUGAGUCCACCUCCGCCGAGACCACUACUGUUGGCUCCACCGCCGUCGGCUCCAGCGGUGCUGCUACCUCCACCCCUCUCGGCACCAAGACCGGCUCCGCCUCCGCCUCGGCUUCUUCCCCUGCCUACACUGGCGCUGCUGCCAAUGUCAAGGGUAACCUUGCCGGCGUCGCUGCUGCUGUCGCUGCCGCCGCUUACGUCCUGUAA